Etheostoma spectabile (orangethroat darter) is the source of this 2427-nucleotide messenger RNA. It is a transcript of the gene eif2ak1, whose product is annotated as eukaryotic translation initiation factor 2-alpha kinase 1. Bases 228 to 2204 code for a protein of 658 amino acids. The transcript is spliced from 15 exons. Gene Ontology annotation, biological process: regulation of translational initiation by eIF2 alpha phosphorylation. Gene Ontology annotation, cellular component: cytoplasm; nucleus. The record is from RefSeq and is a predicted model, not a curated record. Lineage: Eukaryota; Metazoa; Chordata; Actinopteri; Perciformes; Percidae. Gene Ontology annotation, molecular function: ATP binding; eukaryotic translation initiation factor 2alpha kinase activity.
AAUCAUGGCCGUCUUUUGACAGACAAUGUGGUCGGCUAGCCAGCUACUUGUUUCACUCUAAACGAUUCAUACGAUGUUAACACCUGGGAAGGAAGGAAUUCAACAAGUAGUUUGACGCAGCAUACUGCAGAUAUGAAGUAACUUUAGCUGUUGUGUGAAUUGGGCAGCGUUUUAAAAUAAGUAGGCUACUUUGUUUUGUCAAGUCAUCGUUUUUUUUGCAUACAAAAAUGUACAGUUCAACAUUCAACAACGGAUUACUGAGGUCAGAGGAAUGUUCUGGAAGUAGCAGUAACUUUUUGGCUGUCCGCAACCAUAAAUCCAUCAAGAGACAUGAGGUUGAGGGUAACGUUAGCCUGUUAAGUUGGGCAAGCGAAGAGGACGAUGAAGUCCAUUUUGACACUUCUGACACAGAUAAUAAUCGCGAGGUGUUAAUGGCUGGUAAACAUUACCCGUCCAUCCAAGAGUUUGCCUCAGCAAUCCCCAACCACCUUCUCCUGGGGUCUCUGCUGGAGCACCUGUGCUUCGUCUACGAGAGCAACCCAGCGCGCUCACGUACGCUCUUUAAAGUCAUUGGCCAGCGUUUAGCUGCCAUGAACCUCCUCUCCCCUUUGGCCAUAAGUGAUGAGUUCAGCACCGUCAGACUGCAGCACAACCGGGCCUUCACUGAGCUGCUUCAUGCUGCCAGCUCCUCGCUGUACCCACAGGGCCAACAAGGUCUCGGCUCAAACACACACAAUCCUGCUAUAAGACCUAAGGAAGGGCUGUUUCAAGCACAGACGUCUCGGUAUGUUAGUGAAUUUGAAGAAAUAGUCAGACUUGGAAAAGGAUCAUAUGGAAAUGUUUUUAAGGUUAUGAACAAACUGGAUGGACAGUUUUAUGCGGUGAAGAAAAUUCUCAUCAAAAAAGUCUCAAAAGAUGACUGCAUGAAGGUCCUCAGGGAAGUCAAAGUGUUGUCCAGCCUGCUACAUGUAAAUGUUGUUGGCUAUCACACUGCGUGGAUGGAACAUGUUCAGCCUGUGGCACAUCCUGAGCCUCUCCUGCAUGCACUGGAGUCACCGGGACAACAAGACAGUUCUAAUGAGAGCCCUUACAACAGCCGCUCCAGCUCUUCGAUAGUUUUCCAAAGCCUCAGUCAAGCAUCGACAGAUUCUGCUUCAAAUGCCAAAGGACCCCCAACAGCGGUGGAGCACGUCACAGCUUUAGUCCCAACGCAAGAGAAGGCCCAGAUGCUGUGUCCCAAGACAAUGCGCCGCAUUCCCGAGAACUACGUCCCCUGUGUGUUCCUGGGACAACGAGGUCCCCCGAAAAGCUCCAAAUGUCCUGCCAUGGGGCGGGACAGUUCAGCGCUGUUAGAUGAGGAAUCCAGCAGGAGUAGCAUGGAACUGAACAACAACUCCUGCAUCAACAAAUGCACAGCAAAGCCUUUUAAAGAGGUCCAGUUCCACCUGAUGCUCUACAUCCAGAUGCAGCUGUGUGAGCGCUCACUGAAGGACUGGAUCACUGAGAGGAACACCAAGCCCAAAGAAGAACAAACCUCAAGAUGUCCUUACAGAUGUGUUGAUACCGAACAUACAUUCAGCAUGCUGAGAGAGAUACUUGAUGGAGUGGAGUACAUUCACUCCAGGGGAAUCAUGCACAGAGACCUGAAGCCAAGGAACAUUUUCCUCCAUGGUCAUGACUACCAUGUUCGGAUAGGGGACUUUGGCCUGGCCUGCAGGGAUAUAAUAAUGGAGGGCCAUAAAAGCACCACUUCUCCCAGCAGUGAUUCCUCACAUACUACAGGUGUUGGCACAUUUGUGUAUGCUGCUCCAGAACAACUGAAGGGAUCCCAUUAUGAUUCAAAGUCAGAUAUGUACAGCAUCGGAGUGCUGGCUCUCGAGCUAUUCCAGCCUUUUGGGACAGAGAUGGAGCGGAUCCGGACCCUUGGGGACCUGAGAGAGGGGAAAAUCCCAGACUCGUUCUGCCAGAGAUGGCCAGUCCUGACUAAGUUCAUCAUGAAGCUGACAAAUAAGGACCCCAGUGUUCGGCCCACAGCCAGCGAGCUUCUACAGAGUGAACUCUUCUGCAGUAAAGACAUAGUGAUCCACGGGUUGCAGAGAAGGGUUGAAGAGCAGGAGGAAGAGAUCAUGCAGUUGAGGCGACAGAUCAGUCGGCUUCAGAGCUCCGAAGUCACAGUUCAUAUCUCUGAGUCGGACAAGACCUGAGCCUUAAAGAUCUCAGCCUUUCACAGACUGUCAAAAACUUGAUUUAUUCAAUCACUGCUGCACUAUGUAUUGGUGAAUUGGUACAAGUGGUAGAGAGUGUGUGUGUGUGUGUGUGUGUGUGUGUGUGUGUGUAUAAGCAUAUAAAUGUGUGUUGUACACCUGGAUGUAAGAGUGCAAUUAUUUAUCUACAUUCAGCUGUUCAAUAAAAGCUAUUACUGCUACA